This is a messenger RNA of Triticum turgidum subsp. durum (durum wheat), 504 nucleotides long. The record is from the annotation of a GenBank genome assembly. NCBI's taxonomy places the organism in Eukaryota, Viridiplantae, Streptophyta, Magnoliopsida, Poales, Poaceae.
AUGCGCAAGACUGCAGCCAAGGCGAAGCAGGUUUCCUCUGCCAGCCCAUGGUAUGGUGCCGACCGUGUGUUGUACCUUGGCCCACUCUCCGGUGAGCCCCCGAGCUACCUCACCGGUGAGUUCCCUGGCGAUUAUGGUUGGGACACUGCCGGACUUUCAGCUGACCCAGAGACCUUCUCCAAGAACCGGGAGUUGGAGGUCGUGCUCAUGGGUGCGGUCGAGGGGUACCGCGUUGCCGGGGGCCCACUUGGCGAGAUUGUUGACCUACUAUACCCAGGAGGCAGCUUUGACCCUCUCGGCCUAGCUGACGACCCCGAGGCAUUCGCCGAGCUCAAGGUGAAGGAGAUCAAGAACGGUCGCCUCGCCAUGUUCUCAAUGUUCGGCUUCUUUGUCCAAGCUAUCGUCAUGGGCAAGGGCCCACUUGAGAACCUCGCUGACCACAUCGCUGACCCAGUCAACAACAACGCAUGGGCGUUUGCCACCAACUUUGUCCCCGGCAAGUAA